Messenger RNA from Oryza sativa Japonica Group (Japanese rice), 2037 nucleotides. RefSeq lists its product as uncharacterized. Gene Ontology annotation, molecular function: protein binding. NCBI's taxonomy places the organism in Eukaryota, Viridiplantae, Streptophyta, Magnoliopsida, Poales, Poaceae. The record is from RefSeq and is a predicted model, not a curated record.
AUUAGUGUUGUUGAAAUUCGAAUGCCUUGGCAAAUGGCAACCAUAUAUAUCAGCCUCUACGUGAACUGUCUGAAGUGGAUCAAUCUAUGAUCUCUAAUUUUGGUAGCCUGGCUUGGAUCUAACCGACCAGGCUAGGCCAAUCUUAGCUUAUAUGGUGUGAUGAUGUUGUCAUUGCUCCGGUGCGCUCUUUGUGUGUGAUCUCUUUGGUCGCCGGCGGUCCAGAAAACCGCAUGCCGUCGACGACCACUGCCGGUGUAGAUGUGGAUGCCUCGGACGCGUCGCUUGCAAUGUCUUCUCUUUCCUUCCUAAAAGGAAAAUCUCUCGUUUAAUUUGCCUCUCCAAUCCCCCUAAUUUCAGUGCGAUUCUCUCACCACAGUGGCCAUCGCCGGAGAGAGAUCCCCUGAGACAGAUAGGAGUCAUCCACCACCAUCUCCAUGGGGAUGCUGAAUCUGAUGCGCCUCAUGUCCGUCAAGCGCCGCCGCCGCCAAGUCCAAGUUCCCCAUGAUGGAUUGAUUGCCUUACGGGCUAAAAGAAAGUGUUCACCCUGCCAACAAGAUGGCGAUUCUCAGGGCGCUGCUGACAUAGAGAUACCAGACCUUCCAGAGGACAUCUGGCGUCUUAUACAUUCCUUGAUGCCAAUGCGAGCUGCUGCCCGAGCUGCCUGUGUGUCUCGUUCCUUUCUAAGUUCCUGGAGAUGCCAUCCCAACCUCAAUUUCAGUAGUGAAGCAUUUGGGUUGAAUAGAAAUGCAUGUGGAAAGGAAGAAUUGGCUGGACUUUUCUACAGCAAAGUCGACCACAUUCUCAAAAGGCACUCAGGCAUCGGCGUGAAAAAACUUACGAUUAAGGUAUAUUCAGAUUAUAGUGGGAAGGGCUCUUCAUAUCUCAACAAUUGGCUUCAGAUUGGUGUUAAACCAGGGAUUGAAGAACUCAUAAUUUCACUGACCCAGUUCCAGGCAAAGUACAAUUUCCCAUGCUCUCUUCUGUCGAAUGGGAGUGGAGACUCAAUCCAAUAUCUUCACCUUUCUAACUGUUCCUUCCACCCAACAGUCACACUUGGUGGCUUAAGAAGUCUGACGAGAUUGUAUCUCUGUUGUGUGCGUAUUACGGAGAACGAGUUAAGCUGCUUUCUUUCCCAUUCUCUUGCAUUGGAGCAGUUGGAAAUCAGGUACUGCGAUAGGAUUGUUUGCCUGAAGGUACCUUGCCUACUGCAGCGGCUCAUCUCCCUGAAGGUGUUUGGGUGCGACAAUCUGAAACUGAUAGAAAAUGAAGCUCCUAAUGUCUCCAUUUUUGCAUUUCAAGGGGACAAAACGCAACUGAAACUUGGAGAAACUUUGCAAAUGAAGAGCCUAUGCAUGGUUCGCUCUGGUUAUGUUUAUCAUGCUCGUGCUGAACUUCCAUCCAUCAUGCCAAAUCUUGAAUCUCUUGCCAUGAAGUCAUUCAAAGAGACGGCCUUUGCACCGAAGCUGUGUAGCAAAUUCCUCUGCCUCAGGCACUUGAGCAUUGCCCUUAUUGGAUAUUUCCCAGCCUAUGACUAUUUGUCCCUGGCUUCUUAUAUUCAUGCUGCACCUUCUCUGGAGACUUUCUACCUGACUGUAAUGCAGCGGUACGUGCAGAAUGUUUCAAUUUUUGCACAUCCUGCAGAUCUGAGAUCAAUACGAGAAGAGCAGCAUCACAGCCUUAAGAGUGUGAGGGUCACAUCAUUCAUCUCUGUAAAGAGCUUGGUUGAGCUGACAUGCCAUAUCCUUGAGAGUACAACUUCCCUUGAGUGCUUGACAUUGGAUGCUUCUCAGACUGGUUUUAGGUGUGAUACUCCUGGCAGCAAAAUUGGCAAAUGCCCCCCACUAGAUAGGGACAUUAUCAUGGAAGGUCACAGAGGGGUCUUGGCUAUCAGAAGAUACAUCCAGCCUAGGGUACCUUCCACAGUGAAGCUGAAUGUUUUGGAGCCCUGCAGCUGCCAUUGUACUGAACUUUAGAUGUCAUGUAAAAUUACCCUUAUCUUAAUUAUUCGAUGUUUAAUCGUGCUGCUGUUGAUGAUGA